Cucumis sativus (cucumber) is the source of this 1207-nucleotide messenger RNA. RefSeq lists its product as uncharacterized. The transcript is spliced from 2 exons. The record is from RefSeq and is a predicted model, not a curated record. The coding region runs from base 513 to 803 and encodes 96 amino acids. Lineage: Eukaryota; Viridiplantae; Streptophyta; Magnoliopsida; Cucurbitales; Cucurbitaceae.
UUUUUUUUUUUUUUCCUUUUUGUUUUCGCGAUCUGUACAACGCAUCGCUUCAUACCAAAUUUCACUACUUUUCUUUUUUGAGUUAAAAUUUCGUUCCGUUAUGUUAUAUUAUGAAACACCCACUUUUUAUUUUUUAAUUUUGAAGAUCUUUUCGAUUUGGGUUUUGGUGUGGACUUGAGUUUCUGUCACUGUCUUUGGAAUCUAUCUAUUCUAAUCCCUUCUUUUUUUUGUUUUGUUCAUAGCUUUGUUUGCCUGAAAUUUUAGAUCGGGGGUUUUACUUUCCGAGAAGGGGUUUUUUUUUAUGGGGUUGUUGGGUUCAUAAGUUUUUGAACCCGUGAGCGUUGACCCAGUUGUGAAAUCGGAGUUUCGAGUGAGAAUUUUUCAUUGGGGGUUCAGAUGAAUUGGAUUUCUGAGAUGAGUCGAUUCAGAAAUCGCAAAUCUGGGUCCGAUUUUUGGUGUAGUUGAUAGGGUAAAAUUUCGAUUGGAUUUGUAGUUAGUGAGAGUUUUGAACUAUGGAUAUUGGCGAUUCUAAGGAUGUUAAUGGCUGUAAAGAGAAGACUAUGGACUCUGCAGCUGCCGGAGAAGUUGGGGAUCACAGUAACGGCGAAGAAUACAGUGAAUCGAAUGCCCUAUUGCCGCCGCGCCGCGGUGGAAUGUCGAGGAAAUUGAAUAAGCCGAGGAUGAAAGUUCGGUGGAAUGAUAGUAAUGGUAAUAACCUAGCAGAGAUUUUGGAGUUUCAACCAAGUGACGUGAGCGACUCCGGUGACGAGGAGGCUGAUUCUUGCAGCUGUAUAAUCAUGUAGAUUAUUACAUCAGAUAUUAGUAUAUAAUGACAAGAACAAUGUGGUUUCUUUACGACUAAACUGAUAAUAAUUGGAGAUGUUUCUGACUUUAUACCGGAUUGCUUUGCUGCUACGCCCACUGCCAGAAACGUUCAAAGAUCGGUUCAUUGAUAUGUCGUUACAUCAAGCAGUUUCUGGCGAUGUGUCCCAGUGACAUCUUGUACUGUUUCGGUUUUUCAAAUUAGUAAGAUGACCUUCCAGGUGACAAUAUACUAUAUGGAUGGAUGAUGCUGAUAUAUAUUGAUAUUAUUAAAUCAAACAUUCAGAUUAGUUGAGCUUUUGACAGUGCAAAUGAUACAUUGUGUAAUGCAAACACUUGGAAUUUUUCAUAUACCCAUCAUGAAUUCUAGAGCUUCUCUUCUCUA